AUGGCUUCAACUCAGAGUACUCAGGUCGACUUGACCACUUACCCACAACAACCCUCUUCGGCUGCAACCACAGACAUUGAACUAUUACAAGAAAACGACCAAUCCCAACCAACUAGCGACAAUGGAUUUUCACUUCCGCCUACUGAUGGUGGCAGGGAUGCAUGGCUCUGCUUGUUUUCCUGCUUCAUGCUGGAGGCCAUGAUUUGGGGCUUUCCCUCCUCUUACGGUGUCUUCCAAGAAUACUAUGCUACUAGUGAGGAGUUCUCUGGCCAAAGCAACGUUGCCGUUGUGGGUACUUGUGCAAUGGGUAUCAUGUACAUGGAUAUUGCGAUAUGGUUCGUUGUAUUGAAGUACUUUCCCAAGUUUCGCAUUUGGGCCACACCAGUUGGUUUAGUAGUCGUCUGCCUUGCCUUGGGCCUUGGAUCACUUUCAACGAGCAUAACACACCUCAUCAUCACUCAAGGCAUCUUAUAUGCACUGGGCGGUGGUCUCGCAUGGACGCCAAUUCUCUUCAACAUCGAAGAGUGGUGGGUACGCAGAAGAGGAUUUGCCUAUGGAGCUACUAUGGCCGGCCUGGGAUUGAGCGGGGCCAUUCUUCCUCUCAUACUUGAGUGGCUGCUACACUCCUACGGAUUCCGGACGACUUUACGAGUAUGCGCACUCAGCUUCGUGGCUCUCAACUUCCCCAUAGUCUUCUUCUUUAAACCUCGCCUUCCGUUGUCUCAAACAUCGCAAAAUAGGGGGUUCGACCUGUCGUUCUGGACCUGUUCCAACUACCUGAUUCUACAGUCCGGCAAUAUCAUCCAGAGCCUUGGAUUCUUUCUACCAGCAAUCUAUCUACCCACUUUCGCCCGGUCCAUUGGUGCAGGUAGCAUCGAAAGCACUGUCACAAUCAUUCUUGUCAAUGCUGCUGCAUUUGUCGGGUGUCUUUGCAUGGGAAUUGCGACCGACAAGUACCAUGUCACAACCUGCCUCAUGGUCUCUGCCUUGGGCUCAACAGUCGGCAUCUUUCUCCUAUGGGGAUUUUCCACCUCACUGGCGCCGCUAUACAUCUUCUGCAUAGUCUAUGGUGCUUUUGCUGGGUGUCAAUCGAGCGCCUGGAGCGCUAUCGUCGCAGACACUCAGAAGAAGCGCAGAGGCGCAGAUUCUGGCUUCGUAUGGGCGUGUCUAUCAGCUGGGAAAGGCGUCGGCAACUUGUGCAGCGGCCCGCUUUCAGAAGCUCUGCUACAUGCUGGUGAUUGGAGUGCAGGUUUUGCGUAUGGUAGCGGAUAUGGAGCACUGAUUGCAUUCACAGGCGUGACUGCACUACUGAGUGGCUGGGGUUAUGCUGCAAGGAGGAUCGGGUGGAUAUGA
Alternaria postmessia is the source of this 1353-nucleotide messenger RNA. RefSeq lists its product as uncharacterized. Lineage: Eukaryota; Fungi; Ascomycota; Dothideomycetes; Pleosporales; Pleosporaceae. Gene Ontology annotation, cellular component: fungal-type vacuole membrane. Gene Ontology annotation, biological process: transmembrane transport. The transcript is spliced from 3 exons. The record is from RefSeq and is a predicted model, not a curated record. The coding region runs from base 1 to 1353 and encodes 450 amino acids. Gene Ontology annotation, molecular function: transmembrane transporter activity.